CACACACACACACACACACACACACACACACACACACACACACACACACACACACCAGUCUUACAAAUCCACAGUUGAACAGGUUCCUCAUCAACCUGCUCCAUCUCUCAGCAGCCAUGAGCAGCUGGAAGCAUGUAAGCACCAUGCGUAAUGUGGCGAACUUCAGCAGUCGCUCUCUUGGCUCGUACGCCGGUUCUGAAAGGACAAUACCCCGCCCAGGGAACUCAUACUUUGGGUUUGGGAACCAGGAUGCUCUGGGGUUGUCAGUGAACACCUUGGUGAUGGACAGCAGCCUCCUGGAGCCGCUGCAGCUCGACCUGGACCCGGACAUACGCACAAUUAAAGUGCAGGAGAAGGAGCAGAUCAAGACCCUUAAUGACCGCUUUGCCUGCUUCAUCCACAAGGUGUAUCACCUGGAGCAGAAGAAUACGAUAUUGGAGACGAAGCUGCGGCUGUUACAGAGCAGCCCUCGGACUCAAUCCGACGUGGAGUCCGUGUUCAAGAUGUACAUCAGCAAGUUGGAGUCUCAGCUCAGAACCUUGAACGUUAGCGGGGAGCACCUGAAAGCCGAGCUCCGGAGCUCUCACUCGCUGGUGGAGGAGAACAAACGCAAGUAUGAAGAAGAGAUUAAUAAAAGAUACAAAGCGGAAGAUGAUUUUGUGUCUGUGAAGAAGGAUGUCGAUGCUGGUUACUUUGACAGAAUUCAUCUAGAGGAGGAAUGGUCUGAAAUUCGACUCGAGCUGGACUUCUUUAAAGCCUUGUAUGCGGAGGAGGUGCAGGAGCUGAAGGAGCAGCUGAAGGACACCUUAGUGGUGGUUGAGAUGGAUAACAGCAGGCAGCUCAACAUGGAACAGGUGGUGAAGGAGGUGAAGAGUCAGAAUGAAGAGGUCUCGGCACGCAGCCGACAGGAAGCCGAAGCCUGGAACCAGAAAAAGUUUGAGCUGGUAUCGUCACAGGUUGAGCUGCACAGCUCAGAGUUGAAGAGCACCAAGAGUGAAAUCAGAGAGUUAAAGAGACUGAUCUCAAAGCUGCAGGCGGUCAUAAGGAUGGUCAAAGAAGAGUGUAAGAGCACGGAUGGGCGGAUCGAUGAGGCGAAGCAUCGUGGAGAAGGGGCGGUGUUCGAAGCUAAGCAGAAACUUAAAGAACUAGAGGAGACACUUGUGAAGGCCAAGCAGGACAUGGCAAGGCAGGUUUGUAAGUACCAGGACUUGAUGAACAUCAAACUGGGACUGGACAUUGAGAUCGCCACCUACAGGAAACUUCUGGAAGGAGAAGAGAACCGAACUGCUCGAGAAUCCUUUAUCCGUGUCCACAGUGUGACAGAACCCAGUUAUCCUGAGCCUGUGGGAAUCAUCACUUGCACCAGCGUCCUCAUUAAGGCGGUUGAUACUCGGGACAAGAGCAUCAUCUCUGCCAAAGACUGAUUCUUAAAACGUUUCAGCAUUCUAUCCUUUGUCUCUUUGUCUCAUACGAGAUUUGUUUUGAUAUCAUUUGGCUGUAAUAAUGAAGUAAGGAAUUUUCUUGAGAGAGAGAAAGAGUGAGCGGGGGAGAGAAAGAGAGAGAGAGAGAAAGAGAGAGAGAGAGAGAGUACGGAAAUGAUCUUUAUAUAACAUCAAACACUUCAACUAGCACUUCUUUCCAUAUCUUUUGCAAAAAAACAAAAAACAAAAAAAAAACCUUUGACACUUUUUCAUUGUAACUUUGAACAAAUGUUUU
Tachysurus fulvidraco (yellow catfish) is the source of this 1716-nucleotide messenger RNA. RefSeq names its product keratin, type II cytoskeletal 8. Gene Ontology annotation, molecular function: structural constituent of skin epidermis. The coding region runs from base 117 to 1424 and encodes 435 amino acids. NCBI's taxonomy places the organism in Eukaryota, Metazoa, Chordata, Actinopteri, Siluriformes, Bagridae. The transcript is spliced from 9 exons. The record is from RefSeq and is a predicted model, not a curated record. Gene Ontology annotation, biological process: intermediate filament organization; keratinization. Gene Ontology annotation, cellular component: keratin filament.